Messenger RNA from Fundulus heteroclitus (mummichog), 1512 nucleotides. It is a transcript of the gene lhx2b, whose product is annotated as LIM homeobox 2b. Gene Ontology annotation, biological process: neuron differentiation; regulation of transcription by RNA polymerase II. Gene Ontology annotation, molecular function: RNA polymerase II transcription regulatory region sequence-specific DNA binding; DNA-binding transcription factor activity, RNA polymerase II-specific. Lineage: Eukaryota; Metazoa; Chordata; Actinopteri; Cyprinodontiformes; Fundulidae. The record is from RefSeq and is a predicted model, not a curated record. Gene Ontology annotation, cellular component: nucleus.
GCCAUGCCCUGUGUGACCAGCGAGCGCGUGGCUCUGUGCGCGGGCUGCGGCAGGAAGAUCGCGGACCGGUACUACCUGCUGGCCGUAGACAAGCAGUGGCACAUGCGUUGCCUCAAGUGUUGCGAGUGCAAGCUCAACCUGGAGUCCGAGCUUACCUGCUUCAGCAAGGACGGCAGCAUCUACUGCAAGGAGGACUACUACAGAAGAUUUUCGGUGCAGAGGUGCGCGCGCUGCCACCUGGGAAUCUCGGCCUCGGAGAUGGUGAUGCGCGCGCGGGACCUGGUCUACCACCUCAACUGCUUCACGUGCACCACGUGCAGCAAGAUGCUGACCACCGGGGACCACUUCGGCAUGAAGGACAGCCUGGUGUACUGCCGCCUGCACUUUGAGACUCUCAUUCAGGGAGAAUACCAGACUCACUUUAACCACGCGGACGUUGUGGCGCACAAAGGCCUGGGCCCGGCCAACGCGCUGGGAUUAUCCUACUUUAACGGCGUGGGCACGGUGCAGAAGGGCCGGCCCAGGAAGAGGAAGAGCCCGGGGCCUGGGGCCGAGCUAGCUGCAUACAACGCGGCGCUGAGCUGUAAUGAGAAUGACGGCGAGUCCAUAGACCGGGACUCUCAGUACAGCUCCAGUCAGAAGACCAAGCGGAUGCGAACAUCCUUCAAGCACCACCAGCUGCGGACAAUGAAGUCCUACUUCGCCAUCAACCACAACCCGGAUGCCAAGGACCUGAAGCAGCUCGCCCAGAAGACGGGCCUCACCAAGCGGGUCUUACAGGUUUGGUUCCAAAAUGCUCGGGCAAAAUUCAGGAGGAACCUGCUCCGGCAGGAGAGCACCGGGGUGGACAAGGCAUCAGAUGGCUCCACACUGCAAGGUGGGACGCCCUCAGGCCCGGCCUCUGAGAUCUCCAAUGCCUCCAUGAGCCCCUCUAGCACCCCAACCACCCUCACGGACUUAACCAACCCCACCAUGCCUACUGUCACUUCUGUACUCACAUCGGUGCCGGGUGGUAUGGAAGUCCAUGAGUGUCGCAGCCCCUCACAGACAACGCUGACCAGCCUCUUCUGAUGGUCAGAGCACUAGCCCCCCACACCAUCACCACCUCCCCCUGCACCCACCAACUUUGACUACAUUCUCCCCUCCUUCUGGAUCUAAAACUGAGCACUGUUAACACCUUAGAACUUUAAAUGAAUUAGAAACAUGAAGGAAACAAAAGGACUCCACUAGAGACUAUCUACAUAGCGAGGCGGCUUGGCCUCCCAGAUGGAAUGGUUGUUGUUAUUUUGAUGUUGUCUUGUUGAGAACUGAGGAGGACGGACUACAUUUUUUCAAUGUUCACAAAGAGAGACUGCUGAGAAAAUAAAAGGUUUUCAUUUUUUGGGGAAUUUGUUUUUUUUUUUCAAGACAGUAUUUAUGUUGUUGUAAAAGAAUCACUGUUAGAAGGACUGUAAAUUUUUUUUUGUUUUUCAUUGUUUGGAAAUCUGAGAUUAAAAGAAAGUUUCAAAUAUC